UUCGCUUUAGGUAAAGAAACUGGUCAAGACUGCGCACAGGGCAAAUGAUCCCUUGCAGGUCCUUCUUCAGAGUUGAUCGAGUUUUAAAAUUCAGUACUACAUAUAUCGCACCAAAACCUGUAGGAUGUUUUCAGGUUCAGAGCUUUCACUAUUGUGUUACACUUCGGAGGAUCAGAGAAGUUAUCAUCGAUUAAGCUGUAAUUUAAUUAUGCAAGCUAGAAAGAAGAGCCUCGUUAUUGAAGAUCAUGACAAGAAACAGAAAAAUACAAAUCUUGUAUGGAGACCAGUCUCCACUUGCGCCAGUUCUCGUAAAGGAAGCUUGGUAAAGAAUGUGAUGGUUGAGUCAGAAGAUGGAGGAGAUAUUCAUGAAGUGGGCUGUAGUGAAUCUAGCACUAUUAUGAAUGACCAUGUUACGGAGGCAGCUGCUGAAGUUGUGGUUGAAUUAACUGAAUCGGCUGACACAUCUAGCCUAGUGCUAGAAGGAAGUUUAGCUGUUUCCACCGAAAAGCACUCAAUUUCUGUUGAGGUUGGUGCUUCUCUAUUUCGUUUUAUCAAAGGAAAAGGGGGAUCCACGCAGAAAAAUAUUGAAGAGGAGAUGGGGGUUAAGAUAAUUUUACCAUCUUCAAAAGAAGAUGAUUUUGUCACCAUUGAAGGCAUUUCAAUCGAUAGUGUGACCUUAGCUUCCAAGAGGAUACAGGCCAUAAUUGAUGAGGCAGUCAAGAGUCGAAAUCUUGAUUAUUCACACUUCAUAUCGCUUCCCUUGGCUAUCCAUCCUGAGUUAGUGAAUAAACUUGUCAGUUUUCAAAAUUCGAUCCUGGGAACUGGUGAUUCUUGCGUGGAUGAGAAUCUUGAAUCUGAUUCCAAUGAAGAAAAUACCGACAAUGAAGAACAAGAUGCUUUGUCAGAGGAAAAACCUAAAGUUGCAGUUGAAGUUAAAGUCCGUGACAGCAAUGAAUCAGUUGAAGUGAAUCUCACAAACAUACCACUUGUCAGUUAUGCACCUAAAGCAACCAAAUCUUCUACAUCCAAGUCUCCUGAUUUAUCUGACUUGGGGAUUGACAGGUCUAUAUUCAUUAAGCCUAAAACGUUUCAUCUUACUGUACUCAUGCUGAAAUUGUGGAACAAGGAUCGAGUUAAGAAAGCUACUGAGGUCUUACAGAAUAUCUCUUCAAGAGUCAGGGAAGCCCUUGACAAUCGGCCUCUCUCUGUGAAAUUAAAAGGAUUGGAUUGCAUGAAAGGUUCUCAGGCAAAAGCUCGUGUCCUGUAUGCUCCUGUGGAAGAAGUUGGCAGUGAGGGCCGUCUUCUACGUGCCUGUCAAAUUAUUAUUGAUGCAUAUGUUGAAGCUGGACUUGUCUUAGAGAAUGAUGUUAAUCAGAAGCUGAAGUUGCAUGCAACUGUGAUGAAUGCAAGGCAUAGAAAAAGGACGAAGAGGAAAAGGUUUGAUUCUUUUGAUGCACGGGGCAUAUUCAAGCGGUACGGAUCAGAGGAUUGGGGAGAGUAUCCCAUUAGAGAAGCACAUCUGUCCCAGAGAUUUUGCUUUGAUGAAAAUGGAUACUAUCACUGCUGUGCUUCAAUACCCUUUCCUGAAAAUAUGGAGGUAGAAGUAGAAUGAUUAAUGUAUUAAUGAUAUGAUUAGUCAGCUUUCUUUUCUGCUGGAAUAAAGAUCUCACUCAGUCUUGGUUUCUAACUUCUUAGUUUCAAAUGUAUUCCCUGAAAUGGCUUUCUUGUAAACUUCAACUUCCUCCUGUUCAUAUCUGAGAAAAUAUUCUUCAUAACUAAUGUUAGAAUAUUAAUCAUUGCUCUAUCAGUUUAGUUAU
Messenger RNA from Neltuma alba, 1817 nucleotides. RefSeq lists its product as uncharacterized. Gene Ontology annotation, molecular function: RNA binding. The coding region runs from base 125 to 1612 and encodes 495 amino acids. The transcript is spliced from 14 exons. NCBI's taxonomy places the organism in Eukaryota, Viridiplantae, Streptophyta, Magnoliopsida, Fabales, Fabaceae. Gene Ontology annotation, cellular component: nucleus. Gene Ontology annotation, biological process: DNA alkylation repair; regulation of DNA-templated transcription. The record is from RefSeq and is a predicted model, not a curated record.